AUGGCAGACAAGACCGAGAGGCCUGUGGCAGAACAGGAUGACGACAUCGGGAAGGAUGUUGACACGCCUAUAGUGGGAGGUUUGACCAUGCCGGCGAGGUUGGCGGCGCUCAGCGAGGACGAGUACGAACGGUUGGGUCGCAAGGCGACUCUGAAGAUGGACUUGGUAAUCAUGCCCAUCAUGGUGAUCAUGUAUGUUCUCAACUACCUGGACAGGCAAAACAUUGCGUCGGCGAAGCUGGCCAACAUCGAGCGCGAUCUGAACCUGAGCACUGUUCAGUAUCAGACGACUGUCUCGAUUCUUUUCGUUGGUUAUAUCCUGAUGCAGAUCCCUUCCAACAUGAUUGUGGGAAAAAUCAAAUGGCCAGGUCUGUAUAUCUGUCUCGGAAUGGCUGCUUGGGGUAUCGUCAGUGCCCUGAUGGCAAUUGUUCACAACUACGGUGGCCUACUCGCCGCCCGCAUCUUUCUCGGCUUUGUCGAGGCCAUCUUCUUCCCCGGCGCGCUGUACUUCCUGUCGCUCUUCUACAAUCGAAGACAGUACGCUUUCCGAACCGCCAUUCUCUACUCGGGAUCCCAGCUUGGCAAUGCCUUUGGAGGUCUUUUUGCAAUCGCCAUUCUCAACCUCGACGGGAAGUAUGGGCUCGAGGGGUGGCGGUGGUUGUUCCUUGUGGAGGGCGUCAUGACCACCGGCUUGGCAAUCCUUUUUGCGUUCAUUCUGCCCAAUUCCAAUAAGAGAAUCUUGACCUUGACGGAGCAAGAGUGCGAGUGGGUUCAGUGGAACUUUAUCAAGGACCAGGGGCAGGAGGACAACUCGGACGAGAUAACUGCGACCAGGGGCCUGAUCUUGGCGCUGACCGACAUCAAGACAUGGCUGCUCUGCGGCACCCUGUACGCAACAUACAUCGUCGGGGCCGUCGUCAACUUCUUCCCCUCGGUCGUGGGCGGGCUCGGCUACGACCGCAACACGACCUACGGUCUGACGGCUCCCCCGUUCAUCCUUUGCGUCUUUUGCAUGCUCAUCAACGGCUUCCACUCCGACCGAACCCAAGAAAGAUUCUGGCACGUGGUGGGCCCGCUGGGCGUGACGCUGGUGGCCAACGUGAUCGCCGUCUCGACUUUGUCAAUCGGGGCGAGGUACACGGCCAUGAUGCUGCUCCCGGCGUCGUUUUAUUCGUCGGCCGUCGUGACGCUCUCGUGGAUCACGGGAUCGCUCUCGCAGCCGGCAGCGAAGCGCGCAUCCGCCAUCGCGCUCAUCAACGCGCUGUGCAACACGCCCAACAUCUGGGCGAGCUACCUUUACGGCGGCGCGCCGCGGUUCCUGGUGGCCUUCAUCGUAAACCUCGGUGCCACGGGGCUGGCCAUGGGCUUUGCUGCCGCGACGAGGGUAUACCUAGGCAGGCAGAACGCGAAGCUGGAUCGUGGUCAGUCGCUGGGGAAGAACGGACCGACGGAAGCGCAGCUCGCGGGGAACUACCGAUAUUUGCUGUGA
Molecule: messenger RNA, 1488 nt
Organism: Pyricularia grisea
Lineage: Eukaryota; Fungi; Ascomycota; Sordariomycetes; Magnaporthales; Pyriculariaceae
Exons: 2
Coding region: 1-1488 (495 amino acids)
Biological process (GO): transmembrane transport
Cellular component (GO): membrane
Molecular function (GO): transmembrane transporter activity
Source: RefSeq, a predicted model, not a curated record